Molecule: messenger RNA, 879 nt
Organism: Haliotis rufescens (red abalone)
Lineage: Eukaryota; Metazoa; Mollusca; Gastropoda; Lepetellida; Haliotidae
Product: cytadherence high molecular weight protein 1-like
Exons: 3
Coding region: 1-879 (292 amino acids)
Source: RefSeq, a predicted model, not a curated record
AUGGCUGGUUUUAUGUCUUUGACGACAUUGGAGAAAGACAACAUUGACCCUGCUGAUCCAGUGUCUAUUGAACCUGAAGUGUAUCCAUUUGUAGAUCCUGCUGAUCCAGUGUCUAUUGAACCUGAGGUUUUUCCAUUUGUAGACCCUGUUGAUCCAGUGUCUAUUGAACCUGAAGUGUAUCCAUUUGUAGACCCUGCUGAUCAAGUGUCUAUUGAACCUGAAGUGUAUCCAUUUGUAGACCCUGCUGAUCCAGUGUCUAUUGAACCUGAAGUGUAUCCAUUUGUAGACCCUGCUGAUCCAGUGUCUAUUGAACCUGAGGUUUAUCCAUUUGUAAACCCUGCUUAUCCAUUUGUAGACCCUGCUGAUCCAGUGUCUAUUGAACCUGAAGUGUAUCCAUUUGUAGACCCUGCUGAUCCAGUGUCUAUUGAACCUGAGGUUUAUCCAUUUGUAAACCCUGCUGAUCCAGUGUCUUUUGAACCUGAAGUGUAUCCAUUUGUAGACCCUGCUGAUCCACUGUCUAUUGAACCUGAAGUGUAUCCAUUUGUAAACCCUGCUGAUCCAGUGUCUAUUGAACCUGAGGUUUAUCCAUUUGUAGACCCUGCUGAUUCAGUGUCUAUUGAACCUGAAGUGUAUCCAUUUGUAGACCCUGCUGAUUCAGUGUCUAUUGAACCUGAAGUGUAUCCAUUUGUAGACCCUGCUGAUCCAGUGUCUAUUGGACCUGAAGUGUUGAUAAAGGUAACAUUAUGUAACACUGUCCACACAAUGCAGACUACAGGGACCCAUCCCUGCCAGGGCAGCUCGCCCCAGGGGUCCAAUCUGCAGGGCAUCUCUCCUCACAUCCAGCUCAGCAGCCCUACAACAUUGUUAUGCAAGGCUUAG